UCCCUUCAGUCCCUACCCCGCAGCAUGACAAAACUGUGCUCCCUCGUCAUUUUGGGUGUGGAAGAUGCUAAUCUCAUCCAGUCACUUCCAGAUCUACCUACUUCACUGCGUUGUCUAGUCAUCAACAGCUGUCACCCUGUGUUGAAGGAGCGAUGCCAAGAGAAUAUAGGCCUUGAUUGGCCCAAGAUUGCCAACAUCCGUUUUGUGAGGAUUACAUAGCAUUAUUUGCAGAUCGUGAUGAUGAUGCAUAUUAAUUGUUGUAUCCACUUUCCGGGGCAAAUUUGACAGACACUCCGUCGAUAACACUUAUACCGACAUUUCACCGUAAAUUGAAAAUGAGGCCUACACUGCAGCAGGCAUCAACUUGCAACCACGUCUUGCAGCUGCUUGCUUUUUCUUUCUUUACGAUUUUCCAAAACAGAAAAAAAAAUUAAUUUCCUAAUGCAUUGACGACAGAAAAGCACACUCAAAACUCAAACAGACCGACAACUGUUGCUGAUGUUCAGUUCAGUCUUCAAUCUCUGUAAGUGUUAAGCGUCAAAAGCUCGAGGAAAUCAAGAAUGCUCGCGAGACUAGCUCCUUGGUAAUCAAAAGUGAGGUGCUCGGACGAGACAAGGAGACGGGCCUGAUAGUCAAAUGGCUGAUCAACCCGGGAGAUGCCGAUGUUGAUGUCUCUGCUUUCACAAUUGUUGGUAUGGGUGGGCUCGGGAAGACCACUCUUGCUCAACUAGUCUAUAGUAAUGAAAGAGUGCGAGUGUACUUCGACCCGAUUAUGUGGGCUUGCAUUUCUCAGGAUUUCGAUGUAACUGUGAUAACAAGAAAAAUUUUAGAAUGUGUAAGUAGUGAGAAUUUUGGCGACAAGCGUCUAAAUGCACUCCAUGAGAAACUUAAAGAAAAACUAACAUCGAAGAGGUUUUUGCUCAUACUAGAUGAUGUUUGGAACGAUGAUAACAUGACGGAGUGGGAGAAAUUGGUUGCUCCUUUGAAAUCCGGACAGAGAGGAAGCAAGAUCCUGUUGACAACUCGAAUGGGUUCAGUUGCGGAUAUGGUGGCAAAUGUAAUGAAAUGCAAACGGGAAUCAUUAAAUCUAAAUGAGUUGGAGGAGAGCGACUAUAUGUCGCUUUUCAAUAAGCAUGCAUUCCUCGGUGUGAAUCCUGAUGAUUAUAAAAACUUGCAACCAAUUGGUCAACAUAUAGCGAAGAAACUUGGAGGAUACCCAUUGGCAAUAAAAGUUAUGGGAGGAAUGCUGAACUCCUAUAUGGACUAUGAAUAUUGGAAGAAAAUCUUGGAAGAAGACAUCAUGAAAUUACAACUAGGAAAGGAUGGCAUCAUGACAAUUUUGAGAUUAAGCUACGAUCACUUAUCCACAAACUUACAACUCUGCUUUAGAUAUUGUAGUUUAUUUCCACAAGAUUAUAUGUUUAAGAGGAAAAAGUUGGUCAAUAUGUGGAUUGGUUCAAGUCUGAUUCCGCAAUCUAUUUGCGACAGGCAAAGGCCAGAGGAUAUCGGAAAUGAGUAUUUAAAUCUUCUGACAAGAAAAUCAUUCUUUACUUGCGAAACUAGUGAUAAUCUGGUGAAAAUUACUAAAGAGUAUUUUAUGCACGAUCUGCUGCAUGACCUAGCACAAUCUGUUUCUCUAGGGGAAUGCAAAAGAAUAGGAGGUGAUGUUGCAGGAAAUAUUAUUCCAAAACCAGUUCGACACUUACAUGUUGAGAUGAUAAAUCUUCUUUCCAUCAGAGAGAUCUCCAAUCUUAAGAACGUGCGCACUCUUGUCAUUUCUGUUAGAGAGGAUAAUGAGCAUAAUGCAAAUCAUGCACUUGAAUUUCUCGAGGUUAUAAAAGGGUUUAAAAAGUUACGCUUAUUGAUCUUAGAUGUGAAUUUUGACCCUUAUAAACUGCCCGAUGCACUUAGUAGCUUGAUACACCUCCGCUACCUAUCUCUUUCACUAGGGAAAGUUGUGAAUGAAAGUAUUGAAUAUGAUGGCUUGACCAACUUGGUAAAUUUGCGUUUAUUAGAUGUUCCCCAUCAUGUGAUAGAAAAUAUUCCUUAUAUUAGCAAACUACCCUUCAUCCACAAAUUACAAAAUUUUAUUAUCCGAGAGGAGAGCGGUUACAAAGUUGGUGAACUAAAGAACCUCAGGGACCUUCGUCGCCUGUGUAUUAGGAAACUUGAAAAUGUGAUGAGGAAGAAGCUAUGGAGGCCAAGCUGAAUGAGAAAGAAAAUCUCAAAUCACUAUCAUUGGAAUGGUCUGAAGACCGCUCCAAUAGUGCAGAAACGGAUGAGCAGCUCCUCGAUAACCUCUGCCCUCAUAUCAAUCUCAAGAAAAUGUGCAGCAGACAAUACCAAGGUGCUAAAUCUCCAUGUUGGAUGGCAAAUCUAUCUCUUGUCAAUUUGACAUCCAUCAAACUGAUUAAUUGUAAAGGAUGGGAGCACCUUCCACCUCUCGAGCAUUUUCCUUCGCUCCAAUCUCUACACUUGUGUGGACUGGAUGCAAUAAAGCAAAUAGAUUGUUCAUUCUUCAAAAGCAGCAGUGGAUGUGCCUUUCCAUCAUUGAAGGAUUUACAUUUAUGGGACAUGCCUAACUUGGAGGAUUGGAUUGGAGUAGAUGAUGGGUGCAUGUUUUCUCAACUUCAUUAUAUGUAUAUCACUAACUGCCCUAAUUUGAGGGAAAUUCCUACUCUGCCGUAUAGUCUAAGACAAUUGAAAAUUUCAAAUGUCGGCUUGACCGCUCUUCCAACAAUAAAUCGGAAUUACAUGGACAACAAUCGGCAAGAACAUUCUCAGGGUCUUGAAAGCUUAGACAUCAAACGAUGUGAGAAGCUUGAAUAUGUUCCAACAGAGUUUUUUCAGAAAUUCGACUCCCUCAAAUCACUGCGUAUAGUAAAUUGCCCGAAGUUGACAAAACGUUGGAACUCGGACAUCCAACUGCCCUCUACACUCAAUCAUCUCACUACUGGGUCAUGUGGCGACCUUGAGGUGCCACUGCUGUGGUUGGCAGAUUUAACCUCUCUUUCCGGGUUGAAAUUAGUCGAUUGCGCAACCAUAACAUCCCUUCCCCCAGCGCAAGUGUGUGCACGGUGGACGACGCUUUCCUAUUUAGCAAUAAAGAACUGCAAAGGACUGUCGUCAUUAGGCGGAAUACAAGCUUUAGUAUCCCUCUGUUGGUUAGAAAUUAGAGGGUGUGACAAGCUAAUUCAAGUUGCCCUGCUGCUGCAGCCUCCGUUCCCAAACGAUGUCGGCCAAAAAAAGAAUGCAGUACUGGACCGCUUUUUGAAGAAUGGUGAACUAUCAAUUGACCACCACGCGCUCCUGCUCAUGGAGCCAUUGAGAAGUCUCUCCUCCAUCAACUUGUUGACUCUCUCUGAUGCUUCACAACUCACCACCUUACCUGAGGAAUGGCUACUGCAAAAUUGCGCUGCCCUCAAAGAUUUACAAAUAUGGAAUGCGGUCUCCCUUCAGUCCCUCCCGCAGAGCAUGACAAAACUGUGCUCCCUCAAGUGUUUAGAAGUACUGAAUGCUAAUCUCAUCCGGUCUCUUCCAGAUCUGGCUACUUCACUGCGUGCUCUAGUCAUCACCGGGUGUCACCCUGUGUUGAAGGAGCGAUGCCAAGAGAAUGGUGGCCUUGAUUGGCUCAAGAUUGCCCACAUCCCUAGAAGGAUGAUUAAACAGUUGUAGAGUGACGAUGACGAAAUUGAUUGAUUAAUUACCUUCUUUUCUCGGAUAAUGCGAGAGCAGUCAGGUUGUAUCGAUAUUUUGAGUAAAUUUGGUGUAUGCUCUCGCGAUAAGACGUCAUAAGAGGAAAUGAAAGCUAUGCUGUAGCAGGCAUCAACAUGCAACCACAUCCUGCAGUAUCUUACAUUUACUUUCUUUACACUUUUAAACAAACUUUAGAUUCAUUUCGCAUUGAUUGCACGAAAAGACUGAAGUGUUACUGCUUAUGUUCUAUGUUUGGUGGUACAAGAACCAUUUAAAAACUCUUAUCAAUUUCUCUAUAUAUAGGACAAGUGGAGAUGGACUGCCGACCAAAUUUUUACUGUUAAAUCGAUCUAUGAUUUCAUCACCGAUGAUGGCCAGACAGAUUCCUUGUAUGUUCACCUAUGGAGGAUAAGAAUUCCAACUAAAAACAGAGUAUUCAUUUGGAUUCUACUUCGCAAGAGAGUACUUACCAAGGACAGGUUGAUCCGUCGGGGGCAUGUUGUGGAUCAGUUUUGCGUGUUUUGUGCACUAUUCCCAGAGACCUGCGAUCACCUCUUUCGGGACUGUGUCUUUGUCAGAUAUCUUCUAAUCACCGCCGGAAUUUCUCAUACAAGCGAAUUGGAAUCGGGGGAUGUAGGCCGACUUUGGACGGAAACAACUAAUAUUCACAAUGCAGUGUUGAGGACAAAAAGUCUGACCCAUCUAGCAGCAAUCUGGUGGGUGACAUGGACGGAACGUAAUAACAUUAUCUUUUGCGAUGCGCGUCCCAAUGCUGCUCGGGCGUUCGAACGAGUCACCUCCUUGAUCAAAGCUUGGACCGACGCCCUUUGAUUUUGACCACGUCUUCUAUUUUUGUUCCCUUCGUUGGUCGUUUCUUUGUGUGUCUUUGUUUUGCUUUGUGAUCUGUGAUUUCUUUUUUAUCUUUUUUUCAAUUUUUUUGUCUGGUCCCUUCAGGAGGUCUUAGUUGCCUCCAACAUGUACGCUUAGUUCAUUUUGCUUAAUGAAUGAAGCAGGUAGCCCGCUACCUAUUUCUCAAAAAAAGGAAUGUAACAAGACCAAAAGAAACUGCCUAUGUAUUUGUAUUUUCUUUCUGUUCUCGGUGGUGUAUGAAUUAAAAACCCUCCUAUUAUUAUAGCCUAUGGAUUUCGUCCUUGUUACGAAGGAUGGUUAAAGUUUUA
Messenger RNA from Ananas comosus (pineapple), 4874 nucleotides. Its product is annotated as putative disease resistance protein RGA3. Gene Ontology annotation, molecular function: ADP binding. The record is from RefSeq and is a predicted model, not a curated record. Lineage: Eukaryota; Viridiplantae; Streptophyta; Magnoliopsida; Poales; Bromeliaceae. Bases 2194 to 3675 code for a protein of 493 amino acids. Gene Ontology annotation, biological process: defense response to other organism. The transcript has 6 exons.